This is a messenger RNA of Gastrolobium bilobum, 998 nucleotides long. RefSeq lists its product as uncharacterized. The record is from RefSeq and is a predicted model, not a curated record. The transcript is spliced from 4 exons. Bases 43 to 828 code for a protein of 261 amino acids. NCBI's taxonomy places the organism in Eukaryota, Viridiplantae, Streptophyta, Magnoliopsida, Fabales, Fabaceae.
UUUAUUAGGAGCGAGUGAAGCAAAGUGGGUUGGGUUGCAGCAAUGGCUACAAUUUCACCAACACUAGCAAGACCCUUAUUCUCCUACACUCCAAGAUUUCUCUCACCAUCAAACACCCCAUCUUGUGUUCACAAACACAACAACACCUCCCUGUUGUUGGUAUUGUCUUUCAGUUCGAGGAAAGGGAACAACACUCCUCCAUCACCGGAAACACAGUGUCCUGUUCCAGAAGAACAGCAACCCAUAAAGGAGUACCAGUCACUCUCAACCUCAUUCCCCUUUUCAUGGGCCUCCCGCGACAUCGUCGAAUACAUCUCACGCCUCUUCGUCACCGGUGCCUCCUUCGCCCUCUUCGUCGGUCUCCCGGUCGCCUGGUUCGGCUCCGUCACCGCCCAAUCGGAACUGUUGAAGCGAAUUAUGUGUGCUGCUUCGAGUGGCAUCUUCGCCGUCACCCUCGCCGUUCUCAGAAUGUAUCUGGGUUGGGCUUAUGUUGGCAAUCGCUUGCUCAGUGCCACCGUUGAAUAUGAGGAGACAGGGUGGUAUGAUGGUCGGAUAUGGGUGAAGACUGCUGAAGUUUUGGCACGUGACAGGCUCUUGGGAUCAUUUUCUGUCAAGCCUGUACUGAGUAGAUUGAAAAUUACUCUAGUCACUCUGGCAACAUCAUUACUUGUAUGUGCUGUUGUCCUCAUUAACAUUGAGGGGGACCAAAACGACCUUUAUCUAACAUCAAAAGAAGGUGGAGUUCGAGUUGUCCCUGGAGUUUACAAUGAUGAUUCUGCAAGAUCAUUUGAACCAGACGCCUUUUGUGGUGAACCUGAUCUUCAAUAGUACAUAGCCACUUAUACGAAAGAAUUCUUAAUCCUGGGCCUUCCAUGCAUUGUAUUAAUUAGGAGGGAAGGGGUGCUUCAUAUAUUCAGCAUCGAAUUCUAUACUUCCUGUACAUAUCUUAUAGUGUAUUGUACAAACCAUAUAUUUAGUAGCAUUUCAAAUUAAUGUUA